Molecule: messenger RNA, 1746 nt
Organism: Rhododendron vialii
Lineage: Eukaryota; Viridiplantae; Streptophyta; Magnoliopsida; Ericales; Ericaceae
Product: NAC domain-containing protein 73-like
Exons: 3
Coding region: 148-981 (277 amino acids)
Biological process (GO): regulation of DNA-templated transcription
Cellular component (GO): nucleus
Molecular function (GO): transcription cis-regulatory region binding; DNA-binding transcription factor activity
Source: RefSeq, a predicted model, not a curated record
AUACUACUCUCUCUCUCUCUCUCUCUCUCUCUAAGUUCUAAAAAGUGUGAGGAGAACUCAAUACCUUCCCAACUCUAGAGAACAAUUGGUUUGAGGGUGUAACAGAUUCUUAGAGGAAGAGAGGAGAAAAAUUGAACAAAAAAAGAAAUGACUUGGUGCGGUGAUUGUCGCGACGAGCCAUCCAUCGUGAGGAUUAAAACUUGUCCUUCAUGUGGCCAUCAGAUCAAAAAUCAAGAAAAGACUGGGAUUCACAAUCUGCCGGGCUUGCCGGCUGGAGUGAAGUUCGAUCCGAGUGAUCAAGAACUUCUCGAGCAUUUGGAGGCCAAGGCGCGGUCGGAUUCUCAAAAGAUCCAUCCUCUGAUUGAUGAGUUCAUCCCUACUCUUGAAGGAGAGGAUGGAAUUUGCUAUACUCACCCAGAGAGGUUACCAGGAGUGAGCAAAGAUGGGUUGGUCCGGCACUUCUUCCACAGGCCAUCCAAAGCAUACACCACCGGAACCAGAAAGAGGAGAAAAGUACUCACAAAUCCCACUGAAGGGAACGAGACUCGCUGGCACAAAACUGGCAAAACCAGGCCCAUUCUCACCGCUGCCGCCGCCAUUAAUCCCCACAGCAACAAAGUCAAAGGGUACAAGAAAAUACUUGUGCUCUACACCAACUACGGGAAGCAGAAGAAGCCCGAGAAAACCAACUGGGUCAUGCACCAGUACCACCUCGGCAACAACGAGGACGAAAAGGAAGGAGAGCUGGUGGUUUCCAAGGUUUUCUACCAGACACAACCCAGGCAAUGCGGCUCUUUCGUGAAGGAGGUUUCGGUGGGGAAACCGAAGGGUAGUAGUCGAGGCGGGAAUCAGAUUUCUCAGUUUCAGGACGGUAGUGAUCACGGUGUUGGCUACUACGGCGCCAAUCCGACGUCCCUCAUUUCGUUCGAGAUAUGCGAUCGCGAUAGAACGAGUUCCCGUGUGGUCAUUCCCGAAUUCUAGCGUCCGCGUUGGGGCACGGCCGCACGGGAUCCUCUGUUCUCAAUCCUCCCUUGUUCUACCCUAAUGCAGUUAUAGUCGUGCUGAUGAUGGUGGCCCGUGAUUGAUUCGUAUACGUCAAGAUUCCCGAUACGUUAUGGGGACGAAACUCCUGCUUAGUUUGACUAUGGUCCAGUUCGGUUCAGUUUGGCUUCGUGGGUCUUUCUCAGGCUAACAGUAAUGGUAAGCAUCGUUCAUUAUUUUGUAGAGCUUCUAAGUAGUCAUUUCUAUGAAAAAAUAACUGAACACAAUACAUUCACGCAAUACAAAACUAAUAGACAAAGUAUUAUUUAAAAGUACUUAAACUAGUCGUUUUUAUUGCACAAACGUACUUUGUUCAUAUAGUUAAUGACUUUUGUUUAAGCUAAUUUUUUUAUUUUUUUUUAUGACGGUUUGUUACAAGUCCUAAAAAUUGAACGAUGAGCCUGGUGAGGAACCCACAAAGGCACAAAUUGAAUCGAACUGAAUCUCGGACGAACUAAACGGGAGCUGAAGAAGUUUUGGCGACAAAAGGAUCCUUAGUUUCAUGUUUGGUUCUCACCAUUGUUUCUUGUAAAUGAGAAUCACAAUGCUGCGGUGGCUCUAGGUAGAAAAUUUUAAAUUUUCGUUUUAAUUAAUUAUGUCCAAAUUAAUUCAAUGUAAAUUGCAUGGUACUAUGUAAUAAGUGGUGAACUAAAUUCACAUAUUUAAAUGCAAAAGGGCGGGAAAGAAUAAGAGGAGGUUUGUGUC